AUGGAUUUUGAGAGGAGCUUAUGGACUGCAGAUGAGGAUCCUAGCUUUUUCCAUCAACAAUUACUUAUUUAUUUGUUUAUUUGUUUAAUUGGAUCAAGUAUGGAAGCUCGCACAGCACUUCAUGAGGAUGUGUUAGAAUGGGUGAAAAAAGAUAGUCGUCGUUUCCUGCGUGUCAAUAUUAAAGUUGAUGAUCUUGAUUACACCAUUAAGUUUUACACAGAAUUUUUGGGGAUGAAAGUGUUGAGUAGAAAACAUUUCCCGGAAGAAAAAUACUCAAAUGCAGUUGUUGGGUUUGGACCUCAAGAGACUCAUUUUGUGAUAGGCCUCACAUCCCACCACAAUGAAGCGGACAAGUUAGAGCUUGGAACAACCUUCAAUCAUUUUGGAAUCGCAACCCAAGAUAUUUAUAAUAUAGUUGAAAAAAUUCGAGCCAACGGAGGAGUGAUCACUCGCGAACCAGGGCCAAUCGCAACUGGCGGGACUAGCAUAUUCGCCUUCGUGAAGGAUCCCAACGGCUACACUUUCGAGCUCCUCCAGAGGCCACCAACUCCAGAACCACUUUGCCAAAUAUGCCUUAAUGUGUUUGAUAUGGAUCGCUCUAUUGAGUUCUACAGUAAGUCCUUGGGCAUGAACCUACUACUACCAAAGUUUAACGCUACUGAAGAGCAGUAUACUCUAGCUAUGUUGGGUUAUGGAUCCAAUUUUACUGAGACAACUAUUAUCGAGUUGAAAUAUAAUUAUAACGUGACCCAGUAUACCAGAGGAAACGGAUAUGCACAGGUUGCUAUUGGCACUAAUGACGUGUACAAGAGCGCAGCAGCUGUUGAACUGGUUACCAAGGAACUUGGAGGGAAAAUAAUUCGUCCACCGGGUCCAAUCCCAAAAAUCAAAACCAAAAUCACUGCAUUCCUUGACACAGAUGGCUUUCAAACGGUGUUGGUGGACAAUCAAGACUAUCUUAAAGAAUUGAAGAAACAGUAA
Molecule: messenger RNA, 981 nt
Organism: Prunus dulcis (almond)
Lineage: Eukaryota; Viridiplantae; Streptophyta; Magnoliopsida; Rosales; Rosaceae
Product: lactoylglutathione lyase GLX1-like
Exons: 10
Coding region: 1-981 (326 amino acids)
Cellular component (GO): cytoplasm
Molecular function (GO): metal ion binding; lactoylglutathione lyase activity
Source: RefSeq, a predicted model, not a curated record